AUGGGGAAGGGCUUCCCCGUGGGGCACGGGGACCGUGGAAGCGGCGCGGUCAAUGAGUACUCGCGCGGCCUCGCUAAUCACUGCAGAGAAUGCUCGCCUAUAUCUUUCACAGGGCUGCGUGACGAGCCGCGACCACUCGGUAAGAAUCCUACCAAAGCCUGGUCCUCAACUCCAAUAGCUUCAGAAUCAUGGCAGGACGAUAUCACAGACACUACCUUAGAAGGCGCAUUGCCAGCAGCCUUCAAAAAAGCACUUAACGAGCUUUAUGUCGUCCCGCUUGCCAACGUUAAUGUUGUCCUGGUCGCUGCGUACUACAGAUCCGGUUCUUCAUUUUUUGGCGAGCUCCUGUCAACUGGGCCCAGGACGUUCUUCCAUUACGAGCCGCUGCAACUUUUCUCUAAACCUGGCCGGAUUCGUCCAGGCCGACAACGGGACGUGUUGCGACUUCUUGACCAGCUCGUCCGGUGCCGAAUGCAAAACGUACCACUUUACACCGCCUGGUUGGAGAGCAGGAAGUCCUACAAGCACAACUUGUUUUUAGUCAGCCUUUGUGGAAACACAACAUCGUGCUCGUCUCCAAGCCAUGUGGCUGCGUUAUGCUCUCGAGCACAAACGCAAGUCUUCAAGUUCACCAGGCUCCAUAUCGCUCAGGUGGCGGCUUGGAUCAAGCGGAACACGGACAUCGCCCAUAACGUAAGAGUAGUGCACCUAGUCCGAGACCCGCGCGGAAUCUACGCUUCGCGCAGCGCCCUACGCUGGUGCGCGAAGCACGAAGAGUGUCGAAGCUUCGAAUUUCUGUGCAGCCAAAUGCGCAAAGACAUUGAGGACUUCAGAAAUCUCACUGACAAGCUCUCGUCCAGUCGCACUGUCACGGUCCGUUUUGAAGAUUUAGCGGGCAACCCCUACAAAGAAGCUCCGCGGCUCUUUUCCCACCUCGGACUCAAGUAUGGGCGUUCAGUGGUCUCGUACCUACAGAACCACACAGUGUCAAACAAAAACGAUGUGAAAAACCCAUAUUCCACGAGAAGAAACACGAGCGCUAUCACUGACCACUGGAAAAGCAAGCUGUCUGCAACGAUAAUUGACAAGGUAGAGAGAGCGUGUGGUGACGUCAUGCGAAAGCUCGGUUAUAAGCUAGUUACUGCCCAAACAGGU
Messenger RNA from Dermacentor silvarum, 1155 nucleotides. Its product is annotated as carbohydrate sulfotransferase 1-like. NCBI's taxonomy places the organism in Eukaryota, Metazoa, Arthropoda, Arachnida, Ixodida, Ixodidae. The record is from RefSeq and is a predicted model, not a curated record. The annotation marks the transcript as partial. The transcript has 4 exons. Gene Ontology annotation, biological process: N-acetylglucosamine metabolic process; sulfur compound metabolic process. Gene Ontology annotation, molecular function: N-acetylglucosamine 6-O-sulfotransferase activity.